AUGACUAUUAACAAACACCACUACAUAAGGCCAAAAGGGAGUUCUGGAUAUAUGAGUAUUAACAAAUACAACAAUCACCUGUCGUCACUGCCACCACCCACCGCCACCACCUAUCAUCGCUACCACCAUCACCACCACCACUGCUACCACCAUCGCCACCACUAUCGUUAUCACUACCGCCGCCACCACAACUACAGUCUCCACCACCACCACCACCACCACCUACCACCUACCACUGCCAUCGCCACCACCUACCUCUACAACCACCACCACAAACACCAACCAUUACAACCACCACCUAUCAUUGCCAUCGCCACCACCUACCUCCACCACCACCACCACAAACACCAAUUAUUACUACCACCACCACCACCUGCAACCACCACGACGUGGAUGGUCGCCACGACGUGGAAAGAGGAAGGCCAUGACGUGGCAGCUGAUGCAGCCCAAACCCAUUAUUUUUAG
This is a messenger RNA of Lactuca sativa (garden lettuce), 465 nucleotides long. NCBI's taxonomy places the organism in Eukaryota, Viridiplantae, Streptophyta, Magnoliopsida, Asterales, Asteraceae. The record is from RefSeq and is a predicted model, not a curated record.